This is a messenger RNA of Chanos chanos (milkfish), 1242 nucleotides long. RefSeq names its product 5-hydroxytryptamine (serotonin) receptor 1A b (gene htr1ab). The transcript has a single exon. Lineage: Eukaryota; Metazoa; Chordata; Actinopteri; Gonorynchiformes; Chanidae. The coding region runs from base 1 to 1242 and encodes 413 amino acids. The record is from RefSeq and is a predicted model, not a curated record. Gene Ontology annotation, molecular function: G protein-coupled serotonin receptor activity. Gene Ontology annotation, biological process: adenylate cyclase-activating adrenergic receptor signaling pathway; regulation of hormone secretion; regulation of vasoconstriction. Gene Ontology annotation, cellular component: plasma membrane.
AUGGAAGAAAAAAAUAACACAUCAUUUGUAUUUCAGAAUGGUGGUACAGACAAUCAAAAUGAUAACGUGACAGCAUUUGUCAAAGUGCCGCUAAGUUACCAAAUUUUCACAUCUUUUCUUCUCGGUACGCUCAUUCUAUGUGCCAUCUUUGGAAACGCGUGCGUAGUGGCUGCGAUUGCUUUGGAGAGAUCACUUCAGAACGUUGCGAACUAUCUUAUCGGAUCACUGGCCAUAACGGAUCUCAUGGUGUCGGUGCUUGUGUUGCCAAUGGCGGCUCUUCACCAAGUUUUAGACAAGUGGACACUUGGACAGGUAACUUGUGACAUUUUUAUCUCUUUAGAUGUUUUAUGUUGCACCUCAUCAAUAUUACACUUGUGCGCAAUAGCUUUGGAUAGAUACUGGGCUAUCACUGAUCCCAUAGACUACAUGAAAAAAAGGACUCUCAAACGCGCUGCUGUAUUGAUCAGCGUUACUUGGCUGGUGGGCUUUUCAAUAUCAAUUCCACCAAUGCUGAUCAUGAAGUCGCAACCCAAGAGUAAAGCAGAAGACAUGGCAAAUCCUGAGGCUUGUAUGAUAAGCCAUGAUCCCUGGUAUACCAUUUACUCAACUUUUUUCGCUUUUUAUAUACCACUUAUUCUCAUGCUGGUGCUAUAUGGACGCAUAUUCAAAGCGGCAAGGUUUCGAAUUCGUAAAACGGUCCGAAAAACAGAAAAAAAGAACGUGAAAUGUUUUACAGUGUCACCAGUGCUCUUCAAUAAGAAGACAAAAGGGGAGCUGAGUAAAAAUUGGAAGAGCAGCGUCGAACCAAAACCAACUUCGUGCAUAAAUGGCGCGAUCAAGCACACAGAAGAUGGUGAAUCUUUAGAGAUCAUUGAGGUUCACAGCAAUUCCAGAAACAACCUUCCUCUACCAAACACGCCACAGUCUGUUCCCGUCUUCGAAAACAGACACGAAAAGAACACCGAAGCAAAGAGGAAACUUGCACUGGCACGGGAACGCAAAACCGUUAAAACUCUUGGCAUUAUAAUGGGCACUUUUAUCUUAUGCUGGCUGCCUUUCUUUAUCAAAGCGCUCGUGAUGCCCUUUUGUCCAACCUGUGAAAUGCCCGUGUGGCUGAACGAUGUGAUUAAUUGGCUGGGGUAUUCGAAUUCAUUAUUGAAUCCCAUCAUAUACGCAUACUUCAACAAAGACUUUCAAAGUGCAUUCAAAAAAAUAAUUAAAUGUCAUUUUUGCAAAACCUGA